AUCUGCCAUUAGUUACCACAACUACAAAACAUUCGAAUACACAACACACAAAGCACACAACUUAGUUUUUCUCUUAAACCCCCAAAUUACAAGAGAAAAUGGCGAAAGAGUCCACCACCAUUGACGUAGGCGAGCCAAGCACCGUGACCAAAAGUUCAAGCCAUGUCGUAGGUGACGCGAAGAAGAAGGGCUUCGUGGCAGCCGCCGCAGGAGGUGGCGCCAAGAGAGGUUUGGCCAUAUUCGAUUUCCUCCUCCGUUUGGCGGCCAUAGCAGUCACCAUUGGGGCUGCCUCUGUCAUGUACACCGCUGAGGAGACUCUUCCCUUCUUUACUCAGUUCCUCCAGUUCCAAGCCGGUUACGAUGACCUUCCAGCGUUUCAGUACUUUGUGGUAGCCGUAGCCAUAGUGGCCAGCUAUCUAGUCCUUUCACUUCCCUUCUCCAUUGUAGCUAUCGUUCGUCCACUCGCUGUCGCGCCUCGGCUGAUCCUCCUCAUCUGCGAUACCCUGGUCUUGACGCUGAACACAUCAGCAGCAGGAGCCGCAGCAUCAAUAGACUACCUUGCACACAACGGCAACCAAAGCACCAACUGGCUCCCAAUCUGUCAGCAGUUUGGAGAUUUCUGCCAAAACGUCAGCACCGCGAUUGUCGCCGGUUCUAUCGCCAUUGUCUUCUUCAUCGUUCUCAUCAUCAUCUCUGCCGUUGCUCUCAAGAGGCACUGAUUUCCAUCUUUUUAAGUGUCAAGAUCGUAAUGUACGAGUUGUAUAUGUGUUGUGGCUUUGUGCUUUGUGUAACAAAUUGAUAUUAUUGUGUGUAAAAUGUAAUUGAAGUUUGUAAUAUGUUUUAAAGAAAUUUGUCUUUUGGUUAAAA
Molecule: messenger RNA, 867 nt
Organism: Capsella rubella
Lineage: Eukaryota; Viridiplantae; Streptophyta; Magnoliopsida; Brassicales; Brassicaceae
Product: casparian strip membrane protein 1
Exons: 3
Coding region: 99-719 (206 amino acids)
Source: RefSeq, a predicted model, not a curated record